AUGCGUGUCCGCCAUGGCUUCCACCUGUCAACCGUCCCACCCGAACUGCUAGUUCACAGCAGUCACUGCAACUUCUUGAUCGGCGCGAGCGCUCAAUCACCCAUAUUCUAUCAUGUGGAGCGUGUGCGGGAUGGGCGAUCCUUUGCCACCAGGAGAGCAGAUGCUAUGCAGAACGGGAAGUGCAUCUUUACUGCAACGUUGAGUUUCGUGCAACCCGAAGGGCAAGCAGGACAAUCCAUCUCCCAUGCGCACGCCAUGCCACAUAUCGAGUUGCCCGAAGAAGUGGACAGUCGAGAGGGAGCUUUCCAAGGGCGUCCGUUUCAAGUGGUAGACUUGCCACUCACGCCAGCGCCAUACCCAACCAAACAGAAGCUGAGACGUCUCAUUCGCACACAGCGGCGAAUCGACCGUAACAAGGAUCACAGCAGUAAUCCCGACACGAAUCAUGCUGUCUCGAGCGCCGUGCAAAGCGCGUCUGUUCUCUCGCAGAACCUCGGUGUUCUGGCAUAUCUGAGUGAUUUCUAUGUCAUCAACACCGCGACAAGAAUAUAUCGUCUUCCCAUGUUUUCGUCCCAGAGUUAUAUCAAGAGAUCUGUAUCAGCCUUGGACCGGGCCGGGGCGGCGGAGAAAGAAACCGCAAUGACACACCUCGAGAACAUGAUUCGAACCGAGAAGUUGGAACUGAACCAACUGGCGCAAGUGUCCCUGAGCACCAAGACGAACAAUUUGCAGGUCGGCAUGAUGGUGACGCUCAGUCACACCGUCUUUUUUCACAAUCAGCAGGCCGUUCGACCCCACGAGUGGAUGUUGUUCGAGAUGGAGAGUCCGUGGGCAGGCGAUAAUAGAGGCAUUGCCGUUCAAAGGAUACGGAACAAAGAGGGUCUGCUGACUAUGACAUGUGUGCAGGAGGGCCUAAUUAGAACUGACCCUAGGGAUAAGAGUCUGCUCUGA
Molecule: messenger RNA, 951 nt
Organism: Fonsecaea pedrosoi CBS 271.37
Lineage: Eukaryota; Fungi; Ascomycota; Eurotiomycetes; Chaetothyriales; Herpotrichiellaceae
Product: acyl-CoA thioesterase II
Exons: 2
Coding region: 1-951 (316 amino acids)
Biological process (GO): fatty acid catabolic process; acyl-CoA metabolic process
Cellular component (GO): peroxisomal matrix
Molecular function (GO): fatty acyl-CoA hydrolase activity
Source: RefSeq, a predicted model, not a curated record